Molecule: messenger RNA, 1529 nt
Organism: Dioscorea cayenensis subsp. rotundata (Guinea yam)
Lineage: Eukaryota; Viridiplantae; Streptophyta; Magnoliopsida; Dioscoreales; Dioscoreaceae
Product: GRAS family protein RAD1-like
Exons: 1
Coding region: 1-1428 (475 amino acids)
Biological process (GO): regulation of DNA-templated transcription
Cellular component (GO): nucleus
Molecular function (GO): sequence-specific DNA binding; DNA-binding transcription factor activity
Source: RefSeq, a predicted model, not a curated record
AUGCCAUCAUACUUGCAUGAUGAUUCAUUAUACUUGAAUUACAUUGAUGAAGAUGAUUCUCCAAACCUCAACAUCUCAUCAAACAACCCCUUACCAUUUCUCCCCACUCUUCACUUGUAUUCUCCUCCUCCUCUUCUUCCAAUGCCAUUCAAGAUAGGACAUAAGAGAUCAAGAAAUCAAGAAAGCAAUAGUGUAAACACAUCGAAGAAACUCCGCUUCCGCGAUCAUAUCAGAAACUUCAAGAAGAAGUUCAAAGAAGAAGAUUUGUUGGAGGAAACAGAGGUGGAGGAGGAGGAUGAGGAUGCUGCGGCAGGCAUGCAACUUGUUAAACUUCUUAUAUCUUGUGCGGAAGCCGUUGCUUGCCGUGACCGUGAGCAAGCUACUAAUCUACUCUCUUUACUACGAGCGAAUGCGAUGGUGCUCGGAUCAUCUUUUCAACGUGUUGCGUCGUGUUUUGUUCAAGGUCUCACUGACCGCCUCACUCUCGUUCAACCACUCGGUGCCAUCACCUGCAUCACCCCUUCUCCGGCCUUAUCGGAGAAAGAAGAUGCCUUGAGUUUGGUCUAUGAACUUUGCCCAUAUAUUCAAUUUGGUCAUUUCAUCGCUAACACUUCAAUUUUGGAAGCCUUUGAGGGAGAGACUCUAGUCCAUAUUUUGGACCUAGGCAUGACUAUGAGCUUGCCUCAUGGUCAUCAAUGGCGCAAUCUCCUAAAUAGUCUUGCUAGCAAAGCAACACCACCACCACUCCGCAUUCGAAUCACCGGUAUCGGUCCUUCCUCUGAUCGUCUUGAAAAAAUCGGUGAAGAGUUGGUAAUUUACGCGAAAACUCUUGGUAUCAAUCUCGAGUUUUUCUCCGUGAAUGUUAAUCUUGAAAACUUGAGCAUCGAACAGUUAAAGAUCAAUGACAAUGAGGUGCUAGUUGUGAAUAGCAUACUGCAACUACAUUGCGUGGUGAAGGAAAGCCGCGGAGCUCUCAACUCGGUGUUACAAAUGAUUCAUGAGCUUUCGCCUCGAGUUUUUGUGCUUGUUGAGCAAGAUUCAAGUCACAAUGGUCCUUUUUUCCUUGGUAGAUUUAUGGAGGCUUUGCAUUAUUAUUCGGCAAUUUUUGAUUCAAUCGAUGUGGUUCUACCAAAGUAUGAUACUAAGAGAGCGAAAAUGGAGCAAUUUUAUUUUGCUGAAGAGAUCAAGAAUAUUGUGAGUUGUGAGGGACCGGCAAGGGUGGAGAGGCAUGAGAGAGUGGAUCAAUGGCGCAGAAGGAUGAGCAGAGCCGGAUUUCAGGUUGCACCAUUAAAAAUGGUGACAGAAGUGAAGCAGUGGCUUACUAAAAAAACCGCCUGUGCUGGGUAUACAAUUGCAGAAGAGAAAGGGAGUCUUGUGCUUGGAUGGAAGUUGAAGUCAAUUGUAGCUGCUUCUUGUUGGAAGUGUUAAUGCUAAUAGUCUCAUAUCGAUUAAUUUGAUUAAUGUCAGUCUUGAUAUUGUAUUUGGAGAAAACAAGAAUUAGAGUGGUGAAUGACUCAUAUUGUGUUUAU